AUGUUGGGUAGACUGAGCAGCGCAACCAAUCAAAAUAAGCGAGCCAUUAUUGCAAUGUCUGGUGGCGUUGAUUCUUCCGUGGCUGCUGCUCUACUAUCCCAGCAAUCUAGCUACACUGUACAACCAGUAUUCAUGCGUAAUUGGGAUACACGCGAUGAAUACACACACUCCACUCCCGGUGGUGUUAAAGGUUGUGAAUGGGAGAUUGACUAUGCCAAUGCAAAAGCUGUAUGCACUCAUCUAAAUCUCCCUCAACCCCAGCUAGUUGAUUUAUCUAGCGAAUAUUGGCUUCGUGUUUUCUCUCCCAGUCUCGAUAUUUGGCGUAAUGGUCAAACUCCAAAUCCUGAUAUCGCAUGCAAUCGUCAUAUUAAAUUUGAUGCUUUGGCACAUAAAGUUUUGAAAGGCGAUGAUGACGUACUUGUUACUGGUCAUUACGCACAGGUGGACACACUUACUGGCACUCUAAGCAGAGCCGUUGAUAGAAAUAAAGAUCAAAGUUACUACCUUUCUGCCGUCAACAAAAACAUACUAAAUAGGGUCCUUCUCCCACUCGGAUCACUUCAUAAACAACACACGCGCUUUUUAGCUCACUCACUCAACCUCCCUAAUGCCAAUAGAGAUGAGAGUAUGGGUAUUUGCUUCAUUGGAGAGCGUCGUCAUUUUGGUAGUUGGUUGGAUGACUAUAUUCACACCAAAAAAGGCCUCUUCAUCACCCCACACGGCCAUUCCCUCGGUGAGCACAACGGUUUACAUCACUAUACUAUAGGGCAGAAGGCACGCAUUGGUGGUGUACCGAAGAAAUUAUAUGUCGCAGCCAAAAAAGGUAAUGACGUCGUCGUAGUAGACUCACCACAACAUAACCUCCUUAAAUGCAAAACAAUAAUCACACAUGCUGACAUUAACUGGUUGGUUUCCAUGGAUCAUCUCCCAAACACCCCUUUCGAGGCUACUGCACAGGUGAGACAUAGACAGCUUGAAAGUAGGUGUACUGUACAAGUAGAGCAUGACCAUUUGAUGGUCACUUAUCAACAUUUUGAAAUGGCAGUCGCACCUGGACAAACAUGCGCCAUUUACAUGGGUGAUGUGUGUAUCGCGAGUGCGACAAUAGACAAAACAAUUAGUGUGGAUGGGAUAUUACAUUAA
Wallemia ichthyophaga EXF-994 is the source of this 1143-nucleotide messenger RNA. Its product is annotated as tRNA-specific 2-thiouridylase MnmA. Gene Ontology annotation, cellular component: mitochondrion. Gene Ontology annotation, biological process: tRNA wobble position uridine thiolation. NCBI's taxonomy places the organism in Eukaryota, Fungi, Basidiomycota, Wallemiomycetes, Wallemiales, Wallemiaceae. The transcript has 2 exons. The record is from RefSeq and is a predicted model, not a curated record. Gene Ontology annotation, molecular function: sulfurtransferase activity. The coding region runs from base 1 to 1143 and encodes 380 amino acids.